AUGAAGUGGCAAGACACCGAAACAAACUGUCAAUUCAUCCGAGGUCUUGAUAUUAACAUCAUCAAAACUAGAGGUUAUCAGAUUCAGUCAAUGUCAAAUAGCAAGGCGAAGAUGCUGCCCAAACAAAGUUGUUGGACCUGCAAAAGGCGCAAGAUCGGCUGUGAUAGGGCAACUCCAAGUUGUAAUAAUUGCAUUCGGACACAAAGAAAAUGUCUUGGGUAUGGCCUUCAACUUCUCUGGCCAGAUCGUCAUGAUGGGCGCCGGAGAAAACGUGACCCUGCUGAGCAUCGACCCCCAACAACACUUUCAAAAUCGGUUCACUAUGGCAAAUACUUCUUGAACACAUCCUUAACAGAUGUUGAUAUUGCUGUCUCCAAGAGUGAUGGCCAUAUACUUGUGGAUCUCUUCCAACAACGACCUCGAUGCAGUCUCACACUUCAUGGCCCCUUUCUCGAUCAUGAAGGGAUGCUUCUCGGUUAUUACGAGAACAUUAUAUCUUCCAUGAUCUCCACAACGCAAGUUCAAAACGGCUUCUGUUCGACAUUACUCCCCAUGGCAUUGUCAAGCCAAGACACUUCGGCUCUUGCAUUGCUCAAUGCAAUGAUGGCCGUAGCAAUGAUCCAUUACUCGAACUCAAUAUCUGAUGCAAUCUCGUUCAAACUAAAAGCUAUCCAGAACUUAUCACAGUCACUCAGGACCGGUAGGAGGUCAAUAUGCACAUCGACCAGUCAAGUUCAGCUUGCAGCAGUAAUGAUGCUUUGUGUUUACGAUGUCUUUGAUAGAGAAGAGCACAAUUGGCACAUCCAUUUGAACGGAGCGAAGGAGAUCAUAAGGCGAGAGCGCUUCACAGAUACGCCCGGUUCAAGCUCAGAUUUCCUUCUUACCUGGUGGUUAUACCACGAUGUUUUGGCUGCUUUCAACUAUCCAUCAUGCCGACUUAAGGAAAGCCCUGGUUCCGUCUCAACAUCCGCUCUUUACGCUUUCAGUGGUGAUAAAUCUCUCGUAAGUGCCCCCAUCCUUACGUCCAGUCUUCUGACUCUAGCCCAGAUCGUGGGAUCCUUGGGCUGUUCUGUUGAAGUGCUUGAGAUUAUUGAUAAGAUCAACAUGAUGCGACUACACUCCGCACAUGAUUUUCUGAGCACCUCAACGCUGCGAAGGUGCGAUUUGGCAAUGAAGCUUUACAACAUCCGACAGUUACUUGCUCCCAUUGAGAGUUCUUAUAGUUUGAGAGCACAUCGUAUUUUGGCUAUCGCUGAGUUGUAUCGCCUAGCGACACUGCUCUAUCUCCAACGCGUGCAUCCCAUCGCGGAGGACGAUUUCACGCGGCCGGUUUACGUACAACAAGCCCUGGGAGUCUUGAAAAGCCUGGGUGUUGCAACCAGUCCAUGGCCAGUGUUUGUCAUCGCAUGUGAAGUCGAUGAGCAAGACCGCGUCAGCAUUCUUCAUACCCUUGACAGAAUGGACAGUGUGAGAAGCAUUGGCAACAUCAAGGUUCUACGCGAUGUUAUUGAGAGUAUCUGGAAACAGCAGGAUCUUCGGAGUAUUGGAAAAGCUGGCCAGCGUGUCGAUUGGUUGCAGUUUGUCGAGUGCGAUGUUCCGGUCCCAUGGUUUAUCUAGGUCACGUCUAGCUCUUGUUCUGUCACAUAGACAUAG
Messenger RNA from Fusarium odoratissimum NRRL 54006, 1653 nucleotides. RefSeq lists its product as uncharacterized. Gene Ontology annotation, cellular component: nucleus. Lineage: Eukaryota; Fungi; Ascomycota; Sordariomycetes; Hypocreales; Nectriaceae. Gene Ontology annotation, biological process: positive regulation of transcription by RNA polymerase II. The transcript is spliced from 4 exons. The record is from RefSeq and is a predicted model, not a curated record. Gene Ontology annotation, molecular function: transcription cis-regulatory region binding; zinc ion binding; DNA-binding transcription factor activity, RNA polymerase II-specific. Bases 1 to 1617 code for a protein of 538 amino acids.